AUGGGCUUGCUACAGCGCUCUACCACAGAACCUAGUCAGGGCACGACGUCCGAUAAUCUCGGCGUGGACUGGGUGAUUCUCUAUGACUUUGCUGACGUUGACGAGCAAUCUGCCGUCGAGGAAUACCGGAGCCUGAUAUACACGCUGGAUGAGGUCGGGCUGCGCACUGAAGUCAGACAUGGCAAUGGCUCGUCGCUGCUGGUCUUUGUCAAGGCUCCGCAUGAGCUGGUCGGAAACUGGAUUUAUAUGUCGAGAGUCCGUGACUGGCUAUACGGCAUCACGCAAAUCCGACCCGCUGGUGACAGCCAAGCAACUAUCGAGGGCGAGACCGAGGCAGAAGACCUGCGCUCUAUCUAUCAUCUCCUCACCUGGCAGCGCAAGGACGGCGGCGCUGGCAUCACACCGAACUGGGGUCUGUGGCAGAAUGUAAAAGCAUCGUUCCCACUGCACAAUCAGGUGGCGAACCAAGAGUUGCUGCGCAGAUGGAGCCGGACUACGUUUUUGACGAGUCAAGAUCUGGAUGCGAUUCGAGCUUUGUUUGGGGAGAAAGUGGCUUUCUACUUUGCCUUUACUCAAUCCUACUCUGCCUUUCUGACCUUCCCGGCCGUGCUCGGCGUGCUCUGCUGGUUGUACUACGGCUCCUACUCCAUCGCCUUUGCGUUGGUUAACUGCAUCUGGAGUGUGGUCUUUGUCGAGUAUUGGAAACUCAAAGAGACCGACCUGAGCAUCCGAUGGGGAGUAAAAGGUGUCGGCGUACUCAAAGCCACUCGCAUGGAGUUUGUAUGGGAUAAGGAAGUCAUUGACCCCUUGACGGGCGAGCUUCGUAAAGUUUUUUCCUCGCGGAAACAAGUUCUGAGGCAGAUGCUUCAGAUUCCCUUUGGAAUUUUGGCUGGAGUUGUGCUUGGUCUGCUUGUGGUGGCUACUUUUGCCAUGGAGGUUUUGAUUUCCGAGAUGUAUCAAGGGCCGUUCAAGACGUAUUUAGACUUUCUCCCAACAAUCCUAUUCUCUCUCACCCUGCCAACCAUCAACUCCCGCCUCACAGGCAUUGCAACCCGACUCUCCAAAUUUGAAAACCAUCGCACUGAAGACCACUACGAACGCGCGCAGACGCAAAAGACAUUUAUGCUAAACUUCAUCACUGCCUUUCUGCCCAUCAUACUGACAGCCUUUGUCUACGUCCCGUUUGGCGCCCAACUCGUGCCCUAUCUAGACAUUUUUCGCGUCAGUGUGAUGAACACGGUCUCAUCCUUGCCCCAGAUCAGCAGCAGCAACGACACUCUUCUAGCCAAGCAAUGGGCCAAGCUAGACAACUUUGUCGUCGACCCGGCGCGUCUACGGCAAGAAGUUGUGUCACUCACCCUGACUGCGCAGGUCCUAAGCUUCUGCGAGGAAAUGGUCGUGCCCUAUGUCAAACGCGUGCUCUUACACAAAUACCGCGACUGGAAAACAGCGCAAUCAACUCAAAACGCCACCACGCGCAGCCGCGCAUACUCGCAGGCUACAAAUACCUUGCUCGUUGACCACCAAGACGAAGCGGCUUUCCUAACCCGCAUCCGCAACGAAGCCGAGGCUGACGUGUACAACGUGCACGACGACAUUCUCGAAAUGUGUAUUCAAUUCGGCUACCUUACACUUUUUGCCGUGGCAUGGCCUCUGGUUCCACUGGGGUUCUGGCUAAACAACUGGCUCGAGCUGCGUGGCGACCUGUUCAAAAUCAGCACAGAAUGCCAACGGCCCUCACCUAUUCGUGCGGAUUCCAUUGGGCCCUGGUUGGAUGUCCUCAGCGUGCUGAGUCUGCUGGGCACGCUGUCGUCGGCGGCGAUUGUACAUUUGUAUCGAGACGGCGAUGUGCGUUUGACAAACCUGUGGUCGCUGCCGUUGACGCUGCUCAUUACCGAGCAGGCGUAUCUCGCUAUUCAGUAUAUUGUGCGUACAUCUCUGGAGAGGAUUGGCUCGGAUGCUGUGCGGCGCGAAGAAGCAAGGAAAUAUAUCUUGCGCAAGAAAUAUCUCGAUACUUUUUCCGAAGAGACGUUUCAGAUGACAUCUUCAUCUCAAAAACCAUCUUCCCAGCAGCAACCACCACCACCACAACAGCAGCAGCAGCAACAACAACAGCAAAACCCCCCAUCCUCACCAUCCUCACCCCUAUUCUCCCCAACCCUAAACCGCACCCCAUCCUACCUACUCUCGACCAACAACAGCGUCACAAAAAGAAUCCACAUCCGCAAGGCCAGCGAAGUCCAACGCCUAACCACAAACAGCGAAGAACUCGAGGGCGAAGACCAUCCAGACGCGCCCUUUAAAGGCGGGCUCAGCAGGACCGAUAGUGGCUCGUUGUCCGAUCAGUAUCGGUCAAUGCGGUUCUGGUCGUGGCACAAGACGUCGCAGGAAACAAUUGAUUCCGGGUCAAAAUUGAUUAAAGUGUUGACGAAUUUGCAAAAAUCGAAAACGAGAAGGACGGCGAGUAGGCAGUUGAACUUGAAAGCGGAUUGA
Messenger RNA from Talaromyces rugulosus, 2493 nucleotides. RefSeq lists its product as uncharacterized. Gene Ontology annotation, cellular component: cortical endoplasmic reticulum. Gene Ontology annotation, molecular function: chloride channel activity. The coding region runs from base 1 to 2493 and encodes 830 amino acids. Gene Ontology annotation, biological process: chloride transmembrane transport. The transcript is spliced from 5 exons. The record is from RefSeq and is a predicted model, not a curated record. Lineage: Eukaryota; Fungi; Ascomycota; Eurotiomycetes; Eurotiales; Trichocomaceae.